AUGGGUUCAAUAGCGAAGGAAGGUCCUCCCAGCAAGGGACUCAAUCUCGUGGAGCAGAUCUCCCAAAAGACGUCUGGCCUCAUUCAGUCCGACAAGCACCGAGAUCUUCUCGACAUCAUCGAUUUGCUACGUUCCAAUGGAGUUGAUCAUUAUGUUGACCUACCUCAGAUCAUUGUAUGUGGCAGUCAAUCGGCCGGAAAGAGUUCCACUCUUGAAGCAAUCUCGGACAUUGCGUUUCCAACUGCUGAAGGACUUUGCAAAAAGUCCGAGUUCAAGGUUCACAUUCAACCUUCGGCCAGCAGGAGUGAGCAGGAAAAGGCUAAACUGCUGAAGUUUUCCGAGCGAACAACGGAUCAAAAAACUUUCGGAAAGAUCAUCGAAGCGGCGAAGAUUGAACUGGGACUCUCCGGGGCCGGUCCCGACGCCAAAGUUUUUAGCACCGAUGUGUUGCGAAUUGAAAGCACCUCACCAAUGGCACCCAACUUGACACUCGUCGAUUUGCCCGGGUUGUUUGGUGCUUCAGAUAAGAACCAGUCGGAUGACGAUGCAGCUCUAGUACAGAAUUUAGUAGUAUCUUACAUGAAGCAAAAACGAAGCAUCAUCCUGGCAGUUGUCUCGGCAGACCAACCUUUUCCAAAUCAACCAGUCACUAAGUUUGCUCGAGACAUUGAUGCUCUGGGAGCUAGAACACUUGGAUUGAUCACUAAGCCGGACAAGAUCAGCAGAGGCUCAGAGAGCGAGAAAUACUACGUUGACAUGGCACAGAAUCGCAAUGUACCGCUUAAACUGGGAUGGCAUGUCCUCCGCAACAAGGGAGAUUCGACAGCGGAUGACACCAUUGAACAACGAGAAGCCAGAGAAGCGGAAUUCUUCUCGGAAUCCAGCUGGGGAAAUGCACUCCAACCAGAACAGCUUGGUGUCGUAGCUCUGAGAGAGCGCUUGCGUAGCACGCUAUGGAAACAAAUCAACGAUGGACUCCCUGGUGUCAAGUCCGACGUCCAAUCAGGCAUCAAAGACUGCAGCACUAAAUUGCUGCAGCUUGGCAAAUCACGCAGUUCCAAGAUGGAAAAGCACAGCUAUCUCCACAAGAUCAGUGGCAACUUAUCUUUCAUGAUUCAGGCAGCAAUCGAUGGAGUCUACGCCGAUCCAUUCUUUGCAUCAUUCCCUGGCCAGCAAGAUGCGUUCGAAAGGCGGCUUCGCGCAAAUAUGCAGAAAAUUCUCACUAUCUAUGCUGGAAAGAUGUGCAUUCGUGGCCAUGCUCUAGAGAUAGUAGAGGACGACCAAGAGCCAAUACGCACUUCACCCUCUGAUUACAUUAUGAGAAGCUCAUAUUUGGAAGUGGUCGAAGAACUCAUGGUCGAGUGCAGGGGCCGUGAGUUGCCUGGAACUUUCAAUCCCCUGGUGGUUGGAGACCUAUUCAGCCGACAGUGUAAACCAUGGGAAGCUAUCACUCAAAAUUUGGCCGAGGAAGUUCACGAAGCUGCGGCGAUGACCUUCAACAAGAUGCUGUCCGAAAUCUGUGAUGAAAACACCAGACUUCGUCUAAUGCAGGGUAUUAUUCAGCCUUCAUUACAUGAACUUCGAAAAGCAUUGAAGAACAAAAUAGACGAAUUGCUCCGGCCACAUCUAUCCAUUCAUCCAAUUACCUACAAUUAUUACCUCACCGAAAAUGUGCAGAAGAUUCAAGGAGAUAGGCAUGACAGAGCCUUUGACGCUUUGUCUUUAGCCGGCUGUGGGGUUACUACGUCGACCGCAAGAAACUCGGAAACUGUACCGCUGUUCAAAUUGCUCACGAAUCUUAAGAACGGAACCCGGCCGGACGUGAAGGAAUAUUCCGUUUCGCUUGCCGCUGAUGUGGCUGCCGCUUAUUACAAGGUUGCACUCAAGAAGUUCAUCGACGAUGUCAGUGUGAAUGCUGUUGAGGCAUGUCUCGUCCAGCAUCUCCCAAAAGUGUUCUCACCAAAUGUUGUAUGGGAUUUGUCAGACGAGCAAGUGGAGAAUCUUGGCUCUGAAGAUGCUAGUACUGUAGCCGAGCGUGCCGAGUUGCAGAAGAAGCUGGACAUCCUAGAAAAGGGGUUGAAAGGCCUGGACGCGUUCACCUCGCGGUCUGGUGUUCAUGCGUUAUGA
Molecule: messenger RNA, 2127 nt
Organism: Mollisia scopiformis
Lineage: Eukaryota; Fungi; Ascomycota; Leotiomycetes; Helotiales; Mollisiaceae
Exons: 7
Coding region: 1-2127 (708 amino acids)
Cellular component (GO): microtubule; cytoplasm; membrane
Molecular function (GO): GTP binding; GTPase activity; microtubule binding
Source: RefSeq, a predicted model, not a curated record